CAGCUGUUGGCAUGGGACCGUCUGGAAUGAAAUCAUUGUCAAAGGCCCUUCAGAACACACACUGUAAAAUGAAGACACUGUGGUUAGGUGGUAACACCAUUGAAGAUUCAGGAAUAAAGUCUCUGUCAAAGGCCCUGAAGAGCUCAUAUUGUAAACUUGAGAUUACUGACUUGUGUGCUGUCGAAAUGAGAGAUGACGGAAUUAAAGUUUUAUCAGAGGCACUGAUGAACCCAAAGAACAAUCUGCAUGACUUGUACCUUUCUGACAACAAAUUUCAAGCAUCAGGGGCACAGUGUCUAGCAAAAGCUCUGCAGAGUCAGUUUUGCAAACUAAGUUAUCUUCGGUUACGUAGUAACCGACUGGGUAAUGCAGGAGUCAAAGUCCUUGUUGACGCACAACAGCAUCCAAACUGCAAACUAAAACAACUGGAACUAGACAAUAGUGAAGUGAUUGAAGCAAGAAUACAGUGGUGGCCAGAAGCCCUCAAAAGCCCAUGCGGUAAACUAGAUAUCCUGGAGUGUAAUGAAGAAGGAGAUUCGGGACUGAAGGCAAUGCUGGAGGCCCUGGAGAAUCUAGAUAAUCCAAAAUACCUUGGGUUACACAGUAGUGAAGUAGGGGACUCAGGAAUUGAACUGCUGUGCAAGUUUUUGAAGAGGACUAGUUAUAAACUGGAAAACCUAAAAUCAAACAUUUGUGAAAUGAGUGACUUCAUGACUGAACGGCUGCAUAAACUUCUAAAGACUACAGAAAGUGACUUGGAAUACCUGGAGUUGCACCAUAACAAAAUUGGAGAUACAGGAGCAAAGAUGUUAGCUGAGGUCCUGAAGACUCCAUAUUGUACAGUGCAACAGUUGGACAUAUGGCAAAACAGUCUAAGUGAAGAUAUGGAGAGAGAACUGAAGUCACUUGAACAAGAGCUUAGGUUAUCCAGACCAGGAAUAAUUAUAAAUGUGUGACCAGAAUAUCACAAACAUCCGUACUUUCCAGAAGAAAAGGGGAAAUAAGAUGCAUCUUUGUGAAGAAAGAAGAGGAAGACUAUAGCUUUACCUCAGGCAUACAAGUAUCAUGUACUUAUGAAUGUUUUAUGAACUGAUGAAGUAACUUUCUGACUGUACACAUAAUGUUGUACAUAAAUGUGAGUUGUUAUUUAUAAAACACACAUCUCUGCUUAGAAAUAUAUUUUAAGGACUGAACAUAAACAGCACUGUAUACAGUUCAAGCACAGCAAGUAUAAUAAUGAAUUACACAGAAUUCCCUUAAUUUCUAAAUGGUAUGUUAACUUCUGCACUUACAAUGCUAAGUAUCUUCCAUAUCAUACAAAUAUUCUGCAUUCUUUGAGAAGACAGGACUGAAGUAACUCACUCAAGCCUAAAGAGCUUUUUUGUAUACUUCCACUUCACACCCAUACCUCUUUAUGGUGUUGAGUAUUUUUUCGAUCUGUCUUCUUUAAAUAAUUCUUACCAGCUAAUAACUGGCAGUAUUAGAAAGGAUUAGGAAUUAAUAACAUGACACUAGAUUGUUAGUGUUGGAUGUCCUGCAGUGGAUAAAUUAAACUUUGUUUGCCACUUAUUCAUAUUUUCAUAUUUAUGUUCACAUUUUCAUAAGUGAGAGACCUACAUUUUAUUGAGGUAUGUGGUGUGGAACACCAGUAUGUGAGACAGGACAAUUCACUGAAAAUGCUGAUUUAUAUCACACUAUACUGGAAAUAUUGAUAAUUGUUUAUUAGUAAUUAUGAAAAUAAGAAGUAUUUCCAUAUUUACUUAAUACUUCAAAAACAAAGUGCAUUACAGACUGUUACAUGACAUCAGGUGAAACUGUAGAUAUUGUUGAACAAAAGUGUCUAAUAUUUGUACUGUAAGUUGCAUAUCUUGAGAGCUAUCUAGUAUUACUUUGUUAACUGUACAGUUAAACGUUUUUAUUUUUCUGUAAAUGUCUCAAUAAACAUGCACUUAUAGAGGAA
Protopterus annectens (West African lungfish) is the source of this 1960-nucleotide messenger RNA. RefSeq names its product NACHT, LRR and PYD domains-containing protein 3-like. The transcript has 11 exons. Gene Ontology annotation, molecular function: protein binding. The record is from RefSeq and is a predicted model, not a curated record. Lineage: Eukaryota; Metazoa; Chordata; Ceratodontiformes; Protopteridae. Bases 12 to 956 code for a protein of 314 amino acids.